CGGGCGCAGGGCUGCGUUCCCAGUCCGCGGGCGCCCUGCCACCCACCCCGCGUCCCCGCCGGCCGGAGCUCGGGGGGACCCGGCGGCGCGGCUGCAGGCGGCGGCUGGCUGGAUGCGAGACCUGCGCGGACCUGGCAGCGGACAGCGGCUCUCUACUCGCAGAAGCCGAACGCGCUGGCCAUGGCCUCCAACUUUAACGACAUAGUCAAGCAGGGCUACGUGAAAAUCCGCAGCAGGAAGCUGGGGAUUUUCAGACGAUGCUGGUUGGUUUUCAAGAAGGCUUCUAGUAAAGGACCCAGAAGACUAGAAAAAUUUCCAGAUGAAAAGGCAGCGUAUUUCAGAAAUUUCCAUAAGGUAACUGAACUGCACAACAUCAAAAAUAUAACCAGACUGCCUCGAGAGACAAAGAAGCAUGCAGUAGCAAUUAUCUUUCAUGAUGAAACGUCCAAGACAUUUGCCUGCGAGUCAGAGCUGGAGGCUGAGGAGUGGUGCAAGCAUCUCUGUAUGGAAUGUCUGGGGACCAGGCUGAACGACAUCAGCCUUGGGGAACCGGAUCUUCUGGCGGCAGGAGUACAGAGGGAACAGAACGAACGAUUCAAUGUAUAUCUUAUGCCUACACCAAAUCUGGAUAUUUAUGGUGAAUGCACAAUGCAAAUCACUCAUGAGAAUAUCUAUCUCUGGGACAUCCACAAUGCCAAGGUCAAACUGGUGAUGUGGCCUCUCAGCUCACUGAGGAGAUACGGGAGGGACUCAACGUGGUUCACCUUUGAAUCAGGAAGAAUGUGUGAUACAGGAGAAGGACUAUUCACUUUUCAAACAAGGGAAGGAGAAAUGAUCUAUCAGAAGGUCCAUUCUGCGACACUGGCCAUAGCUGAGCAACAUGAAAGAUUAAUGCUAGAAAUGGAACAGAAGGCCCGGCUUCAGACAAGCUUGACGGAACCAAUGACGUUAUCCAAGUCAAUAUCUCUCCCUCGCAGCGCAUACUGGCAUCAUAUCACUCGUCAGAACAGCGUUGGCGAGAUCUACAGUUUGCAAGGUCACGGGUUUGGUUCGGCAAAGAUGUCGCGUGCACAGACCUUUCCCAGCUAUGCCUCGGAGCAGAGUGAAGAGACGCAGCAAUCUUUGUCCCGGUCCAGCAGCUAUGGAUUCAGCUACAGCUCCAGCCUCAUUCAAUGACACAGAGAGGGCCACUGCUGACUAGAGAGACAGUCUGUCCUGGACCUGCUAAUAGGGUCAUUGCACCCUCUGCCUCCUAGAAGACCGAUUGCAGUAAAAGUUGAAAUGGGUCGGGUCUCGCCCCAAUCCCAGUGGAAGGUUAAAAACUGGAGUUCUGCUUCCUUGAUUCCGUGGCUAAGUCCUUUACUUAUUGAGUUUCUUGGGGGGAAAUCUAUGUUUUACAAAAAUAGAAUCCAAAUCGUAUGAGCAGUCAUUUAAAUAACAUUCUUUCGGUCCAACGGUAGCAGUAGCCGGGGCACUGUGACAGGUGCCCACAUGGGCCAUAACCCCUGGGUGGUGGGCAUAACCCCUGUGCUCAUGGCUCAGGCCUCUGGCUGAUGGCAGGGUUGGUCCUAGACAUGAGGUGAUCCACCACAAGCUGUGUGCCUGUAAGGCUUUGGCAGGAUCAAAUGUAGUAAGCUCCACAAAUGGCAUCGAAAAGCUCCAUAUAAAUAACCCAGUGGAAAUUAAAGGAACGCGAAAUUUAGAACACACUAUUAGGCAGGGCCAUGUAGCUCAAUGUGUGUGUGUGUGUGUGUGUGUGUGUGUGUGUGUACACAAAUAUAGAUAUGGAUAUCGCUAUAUCCAUCUAUAUCUAACUCAUAUAUCAAAUGUGUGCUGAGGGUGACAGGAUAUGCUCACUUAAAUUGUCAAAAUUGUAAUUUGGUGCAUUAAAAUUAAGAUUGUUAUGUUGAAUAGCUAUUUUUAAAAUAGUGCUGUAAAAAAAAAAAAGCUUCUUAUUAGCAAAAGUAUUUAUAUAGUCAAGUCUGCUCCUGUGACAAGUGUGAGAAUGGGAGAAGGGGCACACUUGGGAAGCAGAAGAACUGGUCUAGCUGUCCCACACCUCUCUGUCACAUCACCUGUCUGUCUUUCUGGUUAGGAUGCCCUUGUGUUGAUAAUGUUUCUCCCUUUGGCCAUCCUGCUGAGCUACAUGGGGAAGACUGGGUGUGCUCACCAGACGGCUUCCAUUUAAUCCCGAGAAAAAGAAGGCUCUAAGACAGUUAAGAGAAAAAUACCCUUAAGAAGAACCGAUCUAUUUUGCAGUCACGGGGACAACACGCAGGGGUUGUAGAUGUCAUUUAAAAUUGCACACAUGCUGUCCUCAGAGAGCCAACAGGGCUUUGUCGUUUAUGUGCAACCAGGAUUUGCCGGGCUUUGCUUUCCUUCCUGGACAUGGGCUGGCUGGGCUCGUGAGGAAACGGAUUAAUCAUAAGUUUUUUCAUCCCUGACAGUAAUGGCAAACCUUCAAGGUUUAAAGGAAAGUGGUGAUUUCUACAUGAAUUAAGGAAGUUUGGCUAAUUUGGGUCAACAUAGGUAGUUUUGCCUUCAGUUUUGGAGUUCAUGUGAGUAAAAAUAAAGAUGAUUUUGCACACAUUAUCUGAUGCCACGUGCCUAGAUGGUCAGCUGACAAAUAUCCCCAGCGGCCUUCAAACAGCAGUGAGCCCAGGUCAUGUAAGAUGAAAACCUGAUUUUUUUUUUCUAAAAGCAACAUUUUUUUGAACUGUCAAAGUUAGUCUGUUGAAAGGGAGCCUGUUUUGCUGAUCUGUGAUAAGAUAUUUUUUCAUCCCUAUCCUUAGCUUGAAUGCAGGUCGACAGUUCAUUCCAGAGAAUUACUACAGAAUUAAAUGGUUCUGGGUGUCUCCUUGAUAAAUCCGCAAUUAUAGCAACUACCUUGACAACCCGCAUCUCUCAGAUAAGUAUGAAAACCCCAUCAAGAUGCUAAUCAUAAGAGUUAAUGUGGCUGUGAAAAAUAAUUAUCCUAAGCUUUCAUGGAUAAAAAGAAAAUUACUCCAGUGCUCGGCACUGUGAAUUUUGCUGACACAGCAGAAGAGCAGAUGAUUGGCUCCUGACAAUGAUACAGCCUGCCUUGAGAUCCCAGCGUUCGGAGUUAGACACCUCUGAAUUACUUUAGGACAUGGCAUUUGCUUUUGAAAUGCCAUUAGUAAAACCCACCAGAGCAACUCCCAGCUGAGACCACAGAGCACAGCUCCUAGUGGUGCCAUAUUCAGAGCAAGCCUCUCCCCGGCUCACUCGGUCGAGCUGUUGCUUAGAGACCACAAGUUUCUGCAAGGGACUUUGGGGAAAGGCCCCCAAGGGACCUGGUUAGUGUCUCAGCUUUAUUAAUGUGCCAGAAGCACAGACAGCGAGUCCAGGAGGGAUUCUGCUAAUUAGAUGAGUCUGCUCUCAUGUGUUUUAGGUGGGACACACAAUACCUGCAUGAGUUCUUCAACACCAUUUGCUUGUCCUUAUUUCCCAUGAGCACAGCUGAGAGAGUACCAAAGAACAGGCAUGACCUUGGGCCAGUGCAUUCCGGACCUCAGGCCGUAGAAAGAGUCUGGGAGGUAGAAAUUUCCCUUCCACGUCUUUACCCAAUCUCAUCACAAUGAGAAUAAUGCUGUAAAAUAUGUCAUGGUACAUUUUUGGAGAUUUAUUCUAGCAGACUCCUCCAAUUAUACUUACAAUUGUAGUUAAGUCUAAAUUGCUAAAUGAACAGAUAGGAGAAUUUAUAAUAACCUAGUAUCUUUGACAUAAGGCAGUGUGCAUUGUAAUAAAAAUACAUCGUCUAUAGACAAAUUGUCUGCAAAAACCAAAGAUGAAAUGUUACUGAACCAGUCUCCUGGAACGUCAUAAAAUCAAAUCCACUGGAGCAACCAGAGGGGCCAUAGGCAAGUGUUCAACUCCCUUGCACUUGUAGCUUUUUGACUGAAGAUGCCUCUAUACUUUGCAAGUCAUUGUUCUCCCUUCAGAAACUGUAUUGUAUCUUUAAUAUACGCGUGACUUUUUCAUUGUGAGGGAGUGACAGGCUAUGAACCAAAGACAUCUUUUGGUUUCUUCUGAAAGUGACUCAACUGGGGCUUCCAUCCAGACCGAGACAGAUGAGAGGGGAGGGUCACAGUUUCCAUAUCAGGUUGGAAGAGAGAAGGAUGAAGGAACCCAACUCAGUCAUAAAGGCUCUUCUGACAGCAGGGACAGCCUGGGGGACACACAUUUCACAGAAACUUUACACAAGGGGAUUCAUUUUUCAAGUCCCCAGGUUUUUCUUCUGAUAAUAUUGUUGUACACAUGAUAUUAUAUUUAAAAUGCAUAAAAGUCCAAAAUAACUUUAACCCAAUGGUUUACUAUUCUGACAGGGGAAUGAAAACACAUCUUUCAUUUAUUCAUUGAAUGCAUAAUAGGCACUCAGAACUAAUUUAUUGAUGCAGGUUGCAAAUAUUUAUGAAUCAAUAGGUUCUGGCCACAGCCACAAUUUGAAAUUAAUGAAAUAAGAAAUAUAUAUUUACUUAUAUGCUAGGGAAGAUGUUGUUUGAUAGAGCAUGUGAAAUAAAGUGAAACAUAUUUAUUAAUAGUAAACGUCACCUUUUUCACCAAGUAGUAACUAGUCCUCGUAUCUUGUACAAUUUUUCUUUCUCUUCUUUGGGCAAUUAUGUUUGAAAAUCAUUAUCACCUGUAAACUGGUCAGCCACUUAUACUUUCUGUCCAAUAUAGAAACAGUGGGCUGAUAAAUAACUUUAUACUGUUAGCAAUUUCUACAGAUCCAAUUUAUUGCAUGUAGUAUUUUUCUAGUAGAUAUUAAAAAUACAUCAUAAAAAAAAAAAA
Rhinolophus ferrumequinum (greater horseshoe bat) is the source of this 4812-nucleotide messenger RNA. RefSeq names its product docking protein 6 (gene DOK6). The transcript is spliced from 8 exons. The record is from RefSeq and is a predicted model, not a curated record. NCBI's taxonomy places the organism in Eukaryota, Metazoa, Chordata, Mammalia, Chiroptera, Rhinolophidae. The coding region runs from base 181 to 1176 and encodes 331 amino acids. Gene Ontology annotation, cellular component: cytoplasm. Gene Ontology annotation, biological process: cell surface receptor protein tyrosine kinase signaling pathway; positive regulation of MAPK cascade.